AUGAAGAGGCCGGCCGCUGAGGAUGCAUCGGCCCCAGCGAUGCAGAAAGCGACGAGAAAGCCAGCCGCUGCGGACGUUGCAACCCCGGCGAUAGAGAAAAAACCAGUGAAGGUCGCGCAGGACGAGGCCUUGUCGGUCUGCCGCAGGUUAGAGAGUGGGGAGCUGAAGGUCGCGGACCUAGGGAAUUCGCCCGACACCAAGAGCUACGAUCUCCUCCGAAAUUUGGCGCCGAAGUGGAUCGCCUCCGAGCAUCAUCAGGAGGUCGUACGGAACCUCCAAGGGCGCUACCCCGGGGACCCGGCAUUUUCAGAGUUUGCGGAGGUCGUUGCUUAUGCGAUCGACGGCGGUCCCGUGUCGCACAGGCAGAUGUUCAAGAUCUUGUUCUCCGAUGCAAGCGAUAAGCGCUUUUUCAGCGUCGGUGUGGAGGACGGACACAUGAUCGGCGACUCUGCAAACCAGUUUCGGGAGUUUGUGAAGACGAAGUGCCGCCCUGCGGACUUGAGAGAAGCCAUGGCCAGCUCGCCUCUGAAGCUUCUGGAGAAUCUGUGGGUAGAGUUCAUCGACGCCGAGGGUGGCUCGCUUGCUUGA
Messenger RNA from Prorocentrum cordatum, 588 nucleotides. NCBI's taxonomy places the organism in Eukaryota, Dinophyceae, Prorocentrales, Prorocentraceae. The record is from the annotation of a GenBank genome assembly.